UCGAAGAAGUAGGCGACUGCGGAUAUUACGGCAAUCUCUUUUUAACUGACCAAAUAAACACAAUUAUAUAUUUUAGUGUACUAAUUUCGGGAUGAGUUACAUGUGUUGUUUUUGUAGUUGAGUCUACGGGCAGAAAGUUAUAUUAAUACUUCGCCAUUUCUUUCGGAGGGAGCAAUCGUUGCCACGAAUAGUGUUUGAGGACUAGCCAGCUAAGUUGUUUGUUUUACCUCAAGCUAGCGAAAGACGGGUUGAAAUAUGGCGUGAAGCGGAGGCUGACUUUUACUAAUUCAGCAUUGGGUUAGAAGGGUCAACACAGGUAAUCAAGUCGGAUCAACUGAGGGUCAGGGGUUCCGUUCGGCCGGAACCUCCAAGCGCGCGUCGUCAUGGCUUGGGCCCUGAAACUGCCGCUGGCGGAUGAGGUGAUCGAGUCAGGUCUGGUGCAGGACUUCGACGCGAGUCUCUCUGGCAUCGGUCAGGAGCUGGGAGCCGGGGCUUACAGCAUGAGUGAUGUGCUGGCCCUUCCCAUCUUCAAACAGGAGGAGUCCAACCUUCCUCCGGACACAGAGAAUAAGAUCCUGCCCUUCCAAUAUGUUUUAUGUGCCGCCACCUCGCCUGCUGUCAAACUCCACGACGAGACGCUCACCUACCUCAACCAAGGACAGUCUUACGAAAUUCGAAUGCUGGACAAUCGGAAAAUGGGGGAGCUCCCGGAAAUCACGGGGAAAAUGGUGAAGAGCAUCAUCCGGGUGGUCUUCCACGACCGGCGUCUGCAGUACACUGAGCACCAGCAGCUGGAGGGCUGGCGCUGGAACCGGCCCGGAGACCGCAUCCUCGACCUGGACAUCCCGAUGUCGGUGGGCAUUGUGGAUCCCCGUGCCAACCCCACACAGCUAAACACAGUCGAGUUUCUGUGGGACCCGUCGAAACGGACCUCGGUCUUCAUUCAGGUUCACUGCAUCAGCACAGAGUUCACGAUGCGCAAGCACGGCGGAGAGAAGGGCGUGCCGUUCCGCAUCCAGAUCGACACCUUCAAAGAGAACGAGAGCGGAGACUACACCGAGCACCUGCACUCGGCCAGCUGUCAGGUCAAAGUCUUUAAGCCCAAGGGGGCGGACAGGAAGCAGAAGACGGACAGGGAGAAGAUGGAGAAGAGGGCGCCGCAGGAGAAAGAGAAGUACCAGCCCUCGUACGAGACCACCAUUCUCACAGAGUGCUCCCCGUGGCCUGAGGCUACCUAUGUAAACAACUCUCCGUCACCUGGAUUCAACAGCACCCACAACAGUUUCACAGUAGCUGAAGGAAACGGAUCACCAAAUCACCAGCCAGAGCCACCAGCACAGAUUGCAGAGGAGAUCAAUGAGGAUGCGGUACAAAGCUUUAGUGAUUCGUUGCCAUACCACCUACUCAGAAGAGACAGUGAGACCCAGCAGAAUCUGUUGCCCACAGCAACGCCACAGGAGGCCCAGCAGUGGCUCCAUCGAAACCGCUUCUCGCCCUUCUGUCGUCUGUUCACAAACUUCUCAGGGGCAGACCUGCUGAAACUGACCAGGGAAGACGUCAUUCAGAUCUGCGGCCCUGCCGACGGCAUUCGACUCUUCAAUGCACUGAAAGGGCGGGUGGUACGUCCGAGGCUGACCGUGUACGUUUGCCAGGAAUCCCAGCAGGCCCGGGAACAGCAACAGAAGCACGAGAACGGAGACGGCAGCAGCAGCACCUUCUUUGUGUACCACGCCAUUUACCUGGAAGAACUGACCGCCAAUGAGCUCACUGAGAAGAUCGCCCAGCUCUUUAGCAUCUCUCCUAGGCAGAUCAAUCAGAUCUUCAAACAAGGACCCACUGGUAUCCAUGUGCUGGUCAGUGAUGAGAUGAUUCAGAACUUCCAGGAUGAGAUGUGUUUUGUUCUGGACACAAUGAAAGCCGAGACAAACGAUGGGUACCACAUCAUCCUGAAGUGAAAAAGCCGACAGUUGGAUUGGUGGCGGGGUGGUUCGGUUUGGGUGGGGUGGAGUUGGGUGAGGUGGGGACAGGUGGGGGUGUGGACACACGCAACAGUCCUCCCCUCCUGCCCUCCUCCCCUCGUUCGCUCGCUCCCUCCCCCCCUCCCCGCCCCGCCUCGUCUUCUUAGACUUUCGUCUCAACCACACCCCCCACACACAAAAGCCCUCUCCAGAACCCUCGCCCUCCAGUGCCCAAUGGAUUACGUUGACGACUCCGUUGUUUCACCCUGAACGCGUGUGAGGAGAUGAGGCCUCAGUGAAGGACACCGGUGUGGGGAAAGAAGAACUGACAUCAUCCAACCCUCGCUCACCUUACUGUCUUAUUCGACCCCUCCCUUCCUCCAUCUAUGCCCUCUGCCAUCCACUCGUUUUCUUUUGUAUUCAGUAACUUCCUGCUUUGUCGCUUAUGCUUCUUAAAGAAAGUAAGAUUUGAAGAAAAUGGAAGGUUAAAAAAAAAAAAGCUUUUUGUUUUGUUUUUUUGGUAUGUGUCCCGCAUUAGUCGAGUGCGUUGAGUGCCAAAAUGUGAGAGACGGAAACACCCCACACACACACACACACACACACACACACACACACACACACACACACACACACACACCACCCCAUUCACUGCCUGUCCUCUGAUCUGAAAGGUAAACCAAACCAACAAAACUAAACAAAAAAGCUACAAUAUCACACGCAUAAGGCCCUUUUGUUCUGCCUUUUAUUAUUAUUUUUUUGUUUUUGUUUUUUUUAUUCCUGGAUCCCGAUAUGCAAAUUCCACAUGCAUUCUAAUUACUCUGAUGUAGCCUGUCGGAUAUCUGACAGAUAUCCGCAGAGCUUGACACUUAAUCUGCUGAAGAGACAUGGCAACAGGAAGUGAUGUCAGAGGAAGGCAUACCGCAUGACAUUUCAAGCUUCAGUGAUGUGUUUGCUCAAUGUCUUUGUGACUCAUCUGUCACAGUAGAGCCCACUGUGACAUCUUGAUGAAAUUCCAUGCUUACCCAAGAGUUAAUGAAUUAGGAGCACUGCGUCCCUAUCAUGGUUGUCUGUUUUUUUGUGUACUAUGCCUGGAUUUGAUUAUGUAGGAGUUGUGCCAUGAGCAGUCCAUUUCUGAGAAAGUUUCAUUUCUUUUUGUUUGUUUUUGUUUUUUAGUACCCCUAAAAUCUUACCCUUUAAUAUCAAUUAACAGCUGUCCCUCUGUCACCGUUUCGAAGUUGAAGCUCAGAUCAGAAAGAUGUGUGGCGAGAAGGUGCCUUGGAGUAGAGGGCCUUGUUUCUUUUUCAGUUUUUGAAAAAAAAAAAAAAUCUGUUUUGUUUUGUGUAAAAGUCUCUUGAUUUGAAGGUUAAUGGUCAGUUUUGAUGGUCUUGACUGAAGGAUACCCUGCAUCUUUGCCCCAGCAUCGCCUUGCGCUGGCAGAGCUAUUUGUAACACAUGUCCUCUGAGUCUGAGUAGUGUCGAGAUGUUAACAUGCAGGAACAACCGAAUGCACAAGACACGAGGACUGGACACUCUGGAGUCCUCUGACCCCUGAACUAAAGACGUAGAAGUCUACAUUAAGACGAUGAGUUUAUAAAUGCAUCGUCUCACAGUCACUCCUUCACUCCUCUCUGUUUUUGUUUUUGUUUUUGUUUUUGUUCUGUCGCUCUACCACAGCAUUAUUCUCUCUGUAGCAGACAGGUUUUUUUAAGAGCCACCAAACUCCACAAAUAGGGAAUCCUUCCGAGAAAAACAAACAAACAACAACAACAGCAAAAACAUUCAAACAACAAAAUGUUUCAAUGUGCGUAGGCCUGUGUAUAACCCCCAGUUUCUUUCGUCUUUAUUUUUUUUUAUGUUUUUUUUUUUUUUAAACAUAAUUGUGUUUACUAUCAGUGUAUUACUUUUGUUUUAUCAUUGGAUAUUACCACUUCCAGACUCUAAUCCAUCUCGAGGGUUGUUGUUGUUGUUGGUGUUGGUGGUUGAUGCGCUGUACCUGCAUGAGGAGAGCAAGCAGUGGUUGUCAUUUCUGAUCAGUUGUGCUAGAUGCGUCAAACGUGGAUGCUGGGACACAGUGAUGUUGUCCAUCGUUGCCCCCCCUUUACCCAUGUCAUCACGAUGAUUAAACUACUUACCCAUCAAGAUGCCCAUGA
Messenger RNA from Sardina pilchardus (European sardine), 4108 nucleotides. It is a transcript of the gene tfcp2, whose product is annotated as transcription factor CP2. Gene Ontology annotation, biological process: regulation of transcription by RNA polymerase II. NCBI's taxonomy places the organism in Eukaryota, Metazoa, Chordata, Actinopteri, Clupeiformes, Clupeidae. The record is from RefSeq and is a predicted model, not a curated record. Bases 384 to 1955 code for a protein of 523 amino acids. The transcript has 18 exons. Gene Ontology annotation, molecular function: RNA polymerase II cis-regulatory region sequence-specific DNA binding; DNA-binding transcription activator activity, RNA polymerase II-specific. Gene Ontology annotation, cellular component: nucleus.